AGAAAUUCAAACAUUAUUUCAGCACUCCAUCCUGAAGUUACAUAGCUUAAUAAUAAUAAUUUUUAAAAAUUCCUGCAAAUGAAUGUUUGGAUAUAGGUGUGUGGUAAGUGCACCAACAUGUGUGUUCCUCAAAGUCAGGUUGGUCACUCCCAAAGUCCAAUAAAGACACUUGACUGCUUUAAGCUGGCAAAACCCUAAAAAACAGGAGGUGCUUCCCAGGAGGGAUCUUUCCCAUGGGGGCCUGGAGAGCUUAGCCGGGUGGUAGUGGGAUCUCCAAAAAGCCAAGGCCCGAAAAUCCGUCCCAGGCCGCCUGAAGGAAACGAAACAACUCUCCGAUAACCUUGAUUGCACACUUUCCAAGAUCUUAAGUCUUCACACGGACAGCAGGAGGAUGUACCUGCAGGCACCCAACACCCAAGCAACCAGCUCCCACCAAGAGGAUACCAAGCGUCUGCCAAUGCGCCUGCGCCGGCCGGCGAGGGCGGGGCCUGCGUGCUGACGUACGCGGAGCGUGCUUGCGUGCGUCGGGCGGGGAAUAACCGUAGCGGGGCUUCGCACCUCAACUGCCGUGGGUGCUGUUCUCUGGGGUCCCUAUUUCAAAAACCCUUAAAGGCUGUGUGUGAUGCCUCCGGGCUGUCUGUAUUGAGUUGACCAGAGCAGAGCGUUUGUUCUCAGAAUGUCAACGGUCAAGGAGCAGCUGAUUAAGAACCUGGUUGUGGAAGAUAAAACUUCCAAUCAGAAGAUCACCGUGGUUGGGGUUGGUGCGGUAGGCAUGGCUUGUGCAGUCUGUAUCUUAUUGAAGGAUAUGGCUGAUGAACUCGCCCUUGUUGACAUCGCAGAGGACAAGUUGAAGGGAGAAAUGAUGGAUCUUCAGCAUGGCAGUCUUUUCUUUGCUACUUCAAAGAUUGUUGGUGGAAAAGAUGAUCGUGUAUCUGCAAAUUCCAAAUUAAUUAUUGUCACAGCAGGUGUACGGCAAAAGGAAGGAGAAAGUCGUCUUUCCCUGGUUCAACGUAAUGUGGACAUCAUGAAAUCAGUUAUUCCUUCCCUGGUCAAGUAUAGUCCUGACUGUAAGAUACUUAUUGUCUCAAAUCCAGUGGAUAUUUUGACAUAUGUGGUCUGGAAGCUAAGUGGCUUACCUGCCACUCGUAUAAUUGGAAGUGGUUGUAAUCUAGACUCUGCCCGUUUCCGUUACCUGAUUGGAGACAAGUUGGGUGUCCAUCCCACUAGCUGCCACGGUUGGAUUAUUGGAGAACAUGGUGAUUCUAGUGUGCCCUUAUGGAGUGGAGUGAAUGUUGCUGGUGUUCCUCUGAAGACUCUUAACCCUAACUUAGGAACUGAUUCAGACAAGGACAAAUGGAAAAAUAUCCAUAAACAAGUUGUUGAGAGUGCCUAUGAGAUUAUUAAGCUGAAGGGGUACACCUCUUGGGCUAUUGGCCUAUCUGUGACAAAUCUGGUAGAAUCAAUUUUGAAAAACCUUAGGAGAGUGCAUCCAGUUUCGACUAUGGUUAAGGUAGGCUUAAAUUGAUCUUUAUUAUCAUUAAUGUUUGUUGAGUCCUUACUGUGUGCCAGGCAUAUACAAGGUGUUGAGGAUAUAACGGUGAACAAAAAAGACAGAGACCCUGCCCUCAUAGAAGUUAAUAAAAAAUGGAUUUAAUAAAACAAUUACCAAAGAACAUAUCUAAUAAUAAAUUAUACUAUGUGCUAUGAUGAAAAACUAAAAAGUGCUAAGUGUACACAAGAAGAGAAUUUAACUACUCUGGGGAGGGGCAUAGUUGAUGGUUAGGGAAGUCUUCCCAAAGAAGUAAAAUGACCUAAUCCAAGUAAUGAGGAGGAGUGAAUUUGGAAGGCUGGAUUAAUUAUACAAGCAGAGGGAACACAUGUGCAAGAGGAUCUGGAGGUAGAUAUAAGCAGAGAACACUUGAGGAUCUGAAAAAAUAGGUCAUCUAUUGAAAUGCAGAGAGAAAGGGAGCAAUGGUAAGUGCACGAUGAAGGGAAAAGCAAGCAGGGUCAGGCCACCAAAAGGAAGAGGGUAGGCUGUGUCAUGGUCAGCACACAGGGCCAGGCGAGGCCCCAGGGGUCUAGGCUUUUGUUUUCAGCCCAAUCAGCAGCCC
Molecule: messenger RNA, 2111 nt
Organism: Pipistrellus kuhlii (Kuhl's pipistrelle)
Lineage: Eukaryota; Metazoa; Chordata; Mammalia; Chiroptera; Vespertilionidae
Product: L-lactate dehydrogenase C chain
Exons: 7
Coding region: 677-1525 (282 amino acids)
Biological process (GO): carboxylic acid metabolic process
Cellular component (GO): cytoplasm
Molecular function (GO): L-lactate dehydrogenase (NAD+) activity
Source: RefSeq, a predicted model, not a curated record